AUGCCUUGGGAUGCGACUCGGCUGUGGGUCGCUCCGUUUGAAGGCGGCGCCACCGCGGACACAGCCUCGCACGCGCUGGUGGCGGGCGGUGACGGCGACACCUCAGUGCUGCAGCCGGCCUGGCACCCGUCGGGAGCGCUCUACUUUGUCUCCGACGCGUCCGGCUACUACAACAUCUUCCGUGCCAGGGACGCAGGCGACGCGGAGCUAAAACCCGCGGUGCGCGCCAUCGCCAAGGAUGCGGACCUUUCCGGUCCAAAGCCUGGAUGGCAGUUUGGCACACAGGGAUUCGCCUUUCUCGCAGACGGGCGUGUCGCUUCCUUCUACGCGGGGGCAGCGAGCGACGGCGGCGACUGGGGCCGCUCGUCGUCUUCCCCGACAGCGAGGACUCGGCUGAGGCGGCAGCGAUGGCGGUCGAGCGUGUAUGAGUGGCACGUGCCGCCCGCUAGCGCAAAGCGACCGCCACGAGAGGACGCUGUGCUCCUCGCGUGCUGCUCGUCGCAGCGGAUCGACGAGGCAUACAUCUCCAAACCCGAGCUAGUCGAGUUCCCCACCACGCUCGGCACGGCCUUUGCUUACUUUUACCCGCCGACGAACGCAGAGUGCAGCUGCUCGACGGGCGCGCCUCCCCUGCUCGUAAAGGCGCAUGGCGGGCCGACCGGCGCUGCCUCGCCCAAGUUCAGCCCCGAGGUUCAGCGGUCGCUACGCGUACGGACCCGUACGCCGUAG
Molecule: messenger RNA, 729 nt
Organism: Emiliania huxleyi CCMP1516
Lineage: Eukaryota; Haptophyta; Isochrysidales; Noelaerhabdaceae
Exons: 2
Coding region: 1-729 (242 amino acids)
Source: RefSeq, a predicted model, not a curated record